Molecule: messenger RNA, 5875 nt
Organism: Sorex fumeus (smoky shrew)
Lineage: Eukaryota; Metazoa; Chordata; Mammalia; Eulipotyphla; Soricidae
Gene: PLXND1
Product: plexin D1
Exons: 36
Coding region: 1-5796 (1931 amino acids)
Biological process (GO): regulation of cell shape; regulation of GTPase activity; negative regulation of cell adhesion
Cellular component (GO): semaphorin receptor complex
Molecular function (GO): semaphorin receptor activity; protein binding
Source: RefSeq, a predicted model, not a curated record
AUGGCUCGUCGCGCCGCGGGCGGCGCAGCCCGUAGCGCCCGGGCGGCCCCGGCCGGGCCGCGGGUCCGGCCGCCGCCGCCGCCGCCUCGGCCGCCGCCGCCCGCGCUGGCGCUGCUGCUGCCGCUGCUGCUGGGCGCGGCGCGCGCCGGGGCGCUGGAGAUCCAGCGGCGCUUCCCGUCGCCCACGCCCACCAACAACUUCGCCCUGGACGGCGCGGCCGGCACCGUGUACCUGGCGGCCGUGAACCGCCUGUACCAGCUGUCGGGCGCCAACCUGAGCCUGGAGGCCGAGGCGGCCGUGGGCCCCGUGGCCGACAGCCCGCUGUGCCACGCGCCGCAGCUGCCCCAGGCCUCGUGCGAGCACCCGCGGCGCCUCACCGACAACUACAACAAGAUCCUGCAGCUGGACCCGGGCCAGGGCCUGGUGGUCGUGUGCGGCUCCAUCUACCAGGGCUUCUGCCAGCUGCGGCGCCGCGGCAACAUCUCGGCCGUGGCCGUGCGCUUCCCGCCCGCCGCGCCGCCCGCCGAGCCGGUCACCGUGUUCCCCAGCAUGCUGAACGUGGCCGCCAACCACCCGAACGCGUCCACCGUGGGGCUGGUGCUGCCCGCGGGCGCGGGCGCGGGCGGCAGCCGCCUGCUCGUGGGCGCCACGUACACGGGCUACGGCAGCGCCUUCUUCCCGCGCAACCGCACGCUGGAGGACCACCGCUUCGAGAACACGCCCGAGAUCGCCAUCCGCUCGCUGGACGCGCGCGGCGACCUGGCCAAGCUCUUCACCUUCGACCUCAACCCGUCCGACGACAACAUCCUCAAGAUCAAGCAGGGCGCCAAGGGCCAGCACAAGCUGGGCUUCGUGCGCGCCUUCCUGCACCCGCCCGCGCCGCCGCCGCCGGCCGCGCCGUCCUACGCCUACCUGGCGCUCACCAGCGAGGCGCGCGCCGGCGACAAGGAGAGCCAGGCGCGGAGCCUGCUGGCGCGCAUCUGCCUGCCCCGCGGCGCGGGCGGCGACGCCAAGAAGCUCACCGAGUCCUACAUCCAGCUGGGCCUGCAGUGCGCGGGCGGCGCGGGCCGCGGCGACCUCUACAGCCGCCUGGUGUCCGUCUUCCCCACGCGCGACCGGCUCUUCGCCGUCUUCGAGCGGCCCCAGGGCGCGCCCGCCGCGCGCGCCGCGCCCGCCGCGCUCUGCGCCUUCCGCUUCGCCGACGUGCAGGCCGCGAUCCGCGCCGCGCGCACCGCCUGCUUCGUGGAGCCCGCGCCCGACGUGGUGGCCGUGCUGGACAGCGUGGUGCAGGGCACCGGGCCGGCGUGCGAGCGCAAGCGCAACAUCCAGCUGCAACCGGAGCAGCUGGACUGCGGGGCGGCCCACCUGCAGCACCCCCUCUCCGUCCUGCAGCCCCUCAAGGCCACGCCCGUCUUCCGCGCGCCCGGACUCUCCUCCGUGGCCGUGGCCAGCGUGAGCAACUACACGGUGGUCUUCCUGGGCACCGUCAGUGGACGGCUGCUCAAGAUCAACCUGAACGAGAGCAUGCAGGUGGCGAGCAGGCGGGCACUGACCGUGGCCUACGGGGAGCCUGUGCACCAUGUGAUGCAGUUCGACCCCACGGACCCCAGUUACCUUUACCUGAUGACGUCCCACCAGAUGGCCCGAGUGAGCGUGGCCGCCUGCGCCCUGCACGCCACCUGCGCGGACUGCGUGGGAGCCGCCGACGCCUACUGCGGCUGGUGCACCCUGGAGACACGAUGCACACUGCAGCGCGACUGCGCCAAUGCCAGCCUGCCGCACUUCUGGACCAGCGCCAGCGAGGGCCCGGGCCGCUGCCCCUCCAUGGCUGUGCUGCCCGCUGAGAUUGACGUGCGCCAGGAGUACCCGGGCAUGAUCCUGCAGCUGUCGGGGAGUCUGCCGGACCUGAGUGGUGCGGAGAUGGCGUGUGACUAUGGGGGCAGCAUCCGCACGGUGGCCCGUGUCCCCGGCCCCGCCUUCGGCCACCAGCUGGCCUACUGCGACCUCCUGCCCCGGAACCAGUUCCCGCCCUUCCCGCCCCACCAGGACCACGUGACCGUGGAGGUGUCCGUGCGGGUCGGCGGGCACAGCAUUGUGAGUGCCAACUUCAGCAUCUACGACUGCGGCCGCACCGGGCAGGUGUACCCACACACGGCCUGCAGCAGCUGCCUGUCGGCACCUUGGCCCUGCUUCUGGUGCACCCAGCAGCACGCCUGCGUCUCCAACCAGUCGCGGUGCGAGAGCUCCCCAAACCCCACGAGCCCUCAGGACUGUCCCCAGAGCCUGCCCACCCCACUGGCCCCCGUGCCCACGGGCGGCUCCCGGAGCAUCGAGGUGCCCGUGGCCAACGCCGCCUUCUUCCAGGGCACACCCCUCGACUGCAGCUUCGGGCCUCAGGAGGUCUUCGAGGCCGUUUGGGUGAAUCAGACGGCCGUGCGCUGCGACCAAGUGGUGCUCCACACCAACCAGAAGAGCCAGGUGUUUCCACUCCGUCUGCAGCUAAAGGGGCAGCCGGCCCGCUUCCUGGACAGCCCUGACCCCAUGACAGUUGAGGUCUACAACUGCGCCAUGGGCAGCCCCGACUGCUCCCAGUGCCUGGGCCGAGAGGACCUGGGCCACCUGUGUGUGUGGAGUGACGGCUGCCGCCUGCGGGGGGCCCAGCAGCCCCUGCCCGACAGCUGCCCGGCCCCCGAGAUCCGCACGAUCGAGCCCCUGAGUGGCCCUCUGGACGGUGGCACACUGCUGACCAUCCGUGGCAAGAACCUGGGCCGGCGGCUGAGUGACGUGGCCCACGGCGUGUGGAUAGGCAGCGUGGCCUGCGAGCCGCUGGCCGACAGAUACACUGUGUCGGAGGGGAUUGUGUGUGCCACGGGACCGGCCCCAGGGCCCUUCUCGGACGUCGUGGUGGUGAACGUGACCAAGGAGGGCAGGUCCCGGCAGCGGUUCUCCUACGUGCUGCCCCUAGUCCACUCCCUGGAGCCUGCCAUGGGCCCCAAGGCGGGGGGCACCCGGAUCACCAUUCGCGGGAGUCACCUGCACGUGGGCUCAGAGCUCCAGGUCCUGCUGAACGACACAGAGCCCUGCACGGAACUCGUGCGCUCAGACAGCAGCAUCACCUGCACGGUGCCAGGGGGCGCCCUGCCCGCCCCCGUACCUGUGUGUGUGCGCUUUGAGCAGCGGGGCUGUGUGCCCGGCAACCUGACCUUCUGGUACAUGCGGAAUCCGGUCAUCACGGCCAUCAACCCCCACCGCAGUCCCGUCAGCGGUGGGAGGACCAUCACGGUGGCCGGGGAGCGCUUCCACAUGGUGCAGAACGUGUCCAUGGCCGUGCACCACAUCGGCCGGGAGCCCACGCUCUGCAAGGUUCUCAACUCCACUGUCCUCACCUGCCCGUCCCCCGGGGCCCUGAGCAAUGACUCAGCACCUGUGGACUUCUUCAUCAACGGGCGGGCCUACGCCGACGAGGUGGCCGCGGCCGAGGAACUGCUGGACCCCGAGGAGAUGCCGCGGAGCAGCCCGUUCCGCCUGGACUACCUCCCCGACCCCCAGUUCUCCACAGCCAAGCGGGAGCGGUGGAUCCGGCACCACCCCGGGGAGCCCCUCACCCUGGUCAUCCAUAAGGAGCAGGACAGCCUGGGGCUCGAGAGCCACGAGUACCGUGUGAGGAUCGGGCAGGUGGCCUGCGACAUCCAGAUCGUCUCCGACAGGGUGCUGCACUGCUCCGUCAACGAGUCUCUGGGCACCGCCGAGGGCCAGCUGCCCAUCACGGUCCAGGUGGGCAACUUCAACCAGACCAUUGCCACGCUGCAGCUGGGGGGGAGCGAGACGGCCAUCAUCGUGUCCAUCGUCAUCUGCAGCGUCCUGCUGCUGCUGUCCGUGGUCGCUCUGUUCGUCUUUUGCACCAAGAGCCGCCGCGCCGAGCGCUACUGGCAGAAGACGCUGCUGCAGAUGGAGGAGAUGGAGUCGCAGAUCCGCGAGGAAAUCCGGAAAGGUUUUGCCGAGCUGCAGACGGACAUGACGGACCUGACCAAGGAGCUGAACCGUAGCCAGGGCAUCCCCUUCCUGGAGUACAAGCACUUUGUGACACGCACCUUCUUUCCCAAGUGCUCCUCCCUCAACGAAGAGCGCUACGUCCUACCCUCCCAGACCCUCAACUCUCAGGGCAGUGCCCCCGUGCAGGAGACCCACCCGCUGCUGGGGGAGUGGAGGGUCCCCGAGAGCUGCCGGCCGCAUAUGGAGGAGGGCAUCGGCCUCUUCUCGUCUCUGCUCAACAAUAAGCACUUCCUCAUCGUCUUUGUGCACGCGCUGGAGCAGCAGAAGGACUUCGCCGUGCGCGACAGGUGCAGCCUGGCAUCGCUGCUGACCAUCGCGCUGCACGGCAAGCUGGAAUACUACACAGGCAUCAUGAAGGAGCUGCUGGUCGACCUCAUCGACGCUUCGGCUGCCAAGAACCCCAAGCUCAUGCUGCGGCGCACCGAGUCGGUGGUGGAGAAGAUGCUGACCAACUGGAUGUCCAUCUGCAUGUACAGCUGCCUGAGGGAGACGGUUGGGGAGCCCUUCUUCCUGCUCCUGUGCGCCAUCAAGCAGCAGGUCAACAAGGGCUCCAUCGACGCCAUCACCGGCAAGGCCCGCUACACCCUCAACGAGGAGUGGCUGCUGCGGGAGAACAUCGAGGCCAAGCCCCGGAACCUGAACGUGUCCUUCCAGGGCUGUGGCAUGGACUCGCUGAGCGUGCGGGCCAUGGACACUGACACGCUGACCCAGGUGAAGGAGAAGAUUCUAGAAGCCUUCUGCAAGAACGUCCCCUACUCGCAGUGGCCACGCGCCGAGGACGUCGACCUGGAGUGGUUUGCCUCCAGCACCCAGAGCUACAUCCUGCGGGACCUGGACGACACUUCGGUGGUUGAGGAUGGUCGCAAGAAACUCAACACACUGGCCCACUACAAGAUCCCUGAAGGCGCCUCCCUGGCCAUGAGCCUCACGGACAAGAAGGACAACACCCGGGGCAGAGUGAAAGACUUGGACACGGAGAAGUAUUUCCAUCUGGUGCUGCCCACGGAUGAGCUGGCGGAGCCCAAGAAGUCGCACCGGCAGAGCCACCGCAAGAAGGUCCUCCCCGAGAUCUACCUGACGCGCCUGCUGUCCACCAAGGGCACGCUGCAGAAGUUUCUGGACGACCUGUUUAAGGCCAUCCUGAGUAUCCGUGAGGACAAGCCCCCGCUGGCCGUCAAGUAUUUCUUCGACUUCCUGGAGGAACAGGCCGAGAAGAGGGGCAUCUCGGACCCAGACACGCUGCACAUCUGGAAGACCAACAGCCUCCCACUCCGGUUCUGGGUGAACAUCCUGAAGAACCCCCAGUUCGUCUUCGACAUCGACAAGACGGACCACAUGGACGCCUGCCUGUCGGUCAUCGCCCAGGCCUUCAUCGACGCCUGCUCCAUCUCCGACCUCCAACUGGGCAAGGACUCACCCACCAACAAGCUCCUGUACGCCAAGGAGAUCCCCGAGUACCGCAAGAUCGUGCAGCGCUACUACAAGCAGAUCCACGACAUGACGCCGCUCAGCGAGCAGGAGAUGAACGCGCAUCUGGCCGAGGAGUCCCGGAAAUACCAGAACGAGUUCAACACCAGCGUGGCCAUGACCGAGAUCUACAAAUACGCCAAGAGGUACCGCCCUCAGAUCAUGGCCGCCCUGGAGGCCAACCCCACGGCCCGGAGGACGCAGCUGCAGCACAAGUUCGAGCAGGUGGUGGCCCUGAUGGAGGACAACAUCUACGAGUGCUACAGCGAGGCCUGAGCGUGCAGGGGGCACCUCUGUGCCGUCGGGAGCCCCCAGCCCCGGCCCUCGGGCUCCGCGUUGCCUCCCACCUGACCCU